Messenger RNA from Phytophthora infestans T30-4, 2697 nucleotides. RefSeq lists its product as uncharacterized. The transcript has a single exon. Lineage: Eukaryota; Oomycota; Peronosporomycetes; Peronosporales; Peronosporaceae. Bases 1 to 2697 code for a protein of 898 amino acids. The record is from RefSeq and is a predicted model, not a curated record.
AUGUCCAGUGUUCGCAACAUGGCAAGUCGCUUCGAGAAAAAGGCAGAGCAAUCUCUUGACAACUUGUCGUUCCGAACAGUCCGCAGCUUUUUCCCGACUGAAAAGAGUAUCCAUGUUGGUGCGGAGAAGGAAAAAUAUGAGGCUUUAGAAGCUCAGAAGACUUCGACUACAGACGAGGCUGUUGCUGAGCAAGCUGAUGGCUUCAGUACCCCGACGAGACCCACGCGGUCGGCUACUCUUCAGAACAACCACACCCCCGAACCGAUUGCUCGUCGGUAUACCGUUACGAAAGAGAGUCCGAAUGUCCGAGGGAUUGCCAGUCGAUUCGAAACCAAGCGCGCGAACUCGGUCGUCACGGCUCCAGUGCGUACGAUCGACUCGUUUAUUGUCGCCGACAGUGAAGCCAGCGUCCGAGUGUCUGCGGAGAAGGCCAAGUUCGAGAACAAGACCAACACGUCCACGCCCAUCAAGCGGACGAUCGAUUCCUUCAUCGUUUCGGACAGUGAAGCCAGCGUCCGAGUGUCAGCCGAGAAGGCCAAGUUCGAGAACAAGACCAGCACUUGUACACCUGUGAAGCGUACGAUCGACUCGUUCAUUGUUGCAGAUAGCGAGGCCAGCGUCCGAGUGUCGGCCGAGAAGGCCAUGUUCGAGAGUCAGCAGAAGUUCGCGACCCAAGUGAAGCGGACGAUUGAUACGUUUAUCGUCGCAGACAGUGAAGCCAGUGUGCGUGUGUCAGUGGAGAAGGAGAAGUUUGAGUCGCUGGAGAAACACACGACCGGUCCGACCACAAGGACGAUCGACACGUUUAUUGUCCCGGAGAGCGAGGUGAGUAUUCGGGUUGCAGCGGAGAAAGCCAAGCUGGAGGCGUUGGAGAAGCAGAAGCUGAAGGAGCUGGAGGAACAAGCGGCGAUUGAACAGCAAAAGCUCGAGAGAGCCAAGUUGCUGGCUGAAGAGAAGGCGAAACAGGAGGCGGCAGAGAAGGUGAGGCUGGAAGCAGAAGAGAAUGCGAGGCUUGAAGCGGAGGAGACAGCAAGACUGGAAGCGGAAGAACUGGCCAGGAUGGAAGCAGGGGAGAAGGCUAGACUUGAAACGGAGGAGAAGGCUAGACUCGAAGCGGAGGAGAAGGUGAGACUGGAAGCAGAGGAGAAGGCUAGAUCGGAAGCAGAAGAGACAGCAAGACUUGAAGCAGAAGAGGCAGCAAGACUUGAAGCUGAGGAGAUGGCGAAGCUCGAAGCAGAAGAGAAGGCACGGCUUGAUGCGGAGGAGAAGGCGAGACUGGAAGCUGAGGAGAAAGCUAGACUGGAGGCUGCUAGGAUUGAAGCUGAGGAGGAGGCUAGACUCGAAGCAGAGGAGAAGGCACAGCUUGAGGCGCAGGAGAAGGCAAAACUUGAGGCGGAGGAGAAGGCUAGACUUGAAGCGGAGACGAAAGCUCGACUAGAAGCGGAAGAGAAGGCAAAGCUCGAGGCGGAGGAACAAGCUCGGCUUAAAGAAGAGGAAAAUGCAAAACGUGAAGCAAUGGCAAAAGCCGAGCAUGAAGCAGCAGAGAAAGCUCGACUGGAAGCAGAAGAGAAGGCUAAACUAGAGGCUGAGGAGAAGGCUAGACUUGAAGCAGAAACGAAAGCUCGACUGGAAGCGGAGGAGCAGGCCAGGCUGGAGGCAGCAGAGAAAGCAAAGCUCGAGGCUGAGAAGGCACAGCUUGAAGCGGAGACGAAAGCUCGACUAGAAGCGGAAGAGAAGGCAAAGCUUGAGGCGGAGGAACAAGCCAGGCUUGACGCGGAAGAGAAACUCCGACUGGCUGCAGAAGAGAAAGUCAGACUGGACGCCGUAAAGCUCGAGAAGACUCGUCUCGAAGCUGAAAAGCAAGAGGCGUUGGAGAAAGCUAGACUCGAAGCAGAGGAAAAGGCCGCAAGGUUGGAAGCUGAAGAGAACGCCAGGCUUGAGGCUGAAGAGAAACUCCGACUGGAAGUAGAAGAAGCAACACUUGCAGCUGCAAAACUCCAAGCUGAGGAGAAAACUCGUCUGCAACUGGAAGAUAAGGCUAAGCAAGAGGCGGCGGAAAACGCACAGCUGACCGCCAUCAAAGCCGCCGAGGAAGCCAAAGCCAUGGAAGACGCUUCGACAACCGAAGUGGCAGCGAAGACCGUGGAGGAUGCUGAGCCUGAGGGGGUCGCAAUUAAAGAAACGCUGGCGGUCCAGGAGCCUGAAGCAUCCUCUGAAGUAGUUGAAGUAGUGCAAGGGACAAAAGAGACCGCAACAACUCAUGAAGUUACAGAGUCGGAGGUGAUAACAACGACUGAGACCAAAGAGACCAAGCAGGUUCACGUGACGGAACAAGUAGAGACCGAAGAAGUGCUGGAAGUUGAUGUAGUUCAGGAGCAAGUGACGGACGUACGCAGCGAGACGACGGAGGUUGUCCGCGAGGCCCCUGUUCGCUCCCCCAGCCUCGUAGAGAUCACAGUGGAGCACCAGACAUUCGCCGACGUGGUCUCGACAGCCCAGCACGUGCACUGGCUGUCGAUGCCUGUGAGUGCCAACCCUGCUCUUGCGCGUCUUCACACGGUACUGAACGACCAAGACCCGCUCACUGCGUACGCUCUGUACCCUACCAGUCCGACAUCUUCGGCGCACGCAGGAGAGGAAGAGGAGUUGCCGUUGCCGCAUAUUCCCACGUCCAAACCGCCAUCGCCAACCAAGUGA